GUGUGUGCGUAUUAAAUUUGUUUGUAUGGCCCAUUUCUUUCAUACUUCUUUCAGUCUCUAACACUUCAAUAAUCCCCUUGUAAAUAUCGAGUAUUUAUUCAAGUUAUUUCAGAUUCGUGCAUACAAAUCGAAUCAAACAAUUAUUAUCAAAUCUGUCCUGAAAAAAUAUUCUCACAAAAAACUGCUUUUCGUUUUCAGUGAUUGAUUUUCGAGAACAAUCGGGUCCACACUUGGUAAAAAGUCCGAAAACAUGGAGGAAACGGAGGACAACUCUUGGGUUUUCGAUUCCUUGGUGUGCUUUUUGAACGGUCCUAUUUGGAAUGCACCAUUGCAGUCUUUUGUUGAAGAAAAGUCUUUAAUUUUUGAGCCGAACGUUGGUGAAAGCGAUGAGUACAAGAAAAUUUACGAUGAGUUCAAAAAUCUAGUUGACUUUAUGCUUGGAAAUUUCAUGGAGGACAUCGGCAUAACUCCUGAGCAAUUUGAAAACGCUUGCAAAGAAGGAAAAAAACACCACCUAUCUUUUGAUCACAACCUCUUCGAGCAAAUAUGGGCCGCAAACGACUACGAUAUGUUCAAGAAAAUGAUGACUCGCCGAAACGUCGAGUUACAACUUGAAGCACUCGAGCUGAUCGAAAGAAAAUACGGCAUAACCCCGGACAGUUUCGUCCCAAAAGGCAAAGAAGGGAAAUUCGUGAAAGAGAAAGAGAAUGAAGAGAAAAUGGAAAAGGUUGUCAGGGAAAUACCGGUGGUGGUGGUGGAAAACGAGGUUUUGGACGAAGUUGCUCGAACGUUCGCGUCUGAAGAAGAGCCUGCAGUUGAUACCCUGGAGGUGAAGAAUAUAAUACAAGAACAAAGACCGAAUUUAGAAAAAUUUCUACAGGAAUCUACGAAAAAUGAUUCUAUGGAAAAAACUAAAAAAGCUGAUGCUACAAAUGAGGAUCAAGGUGAAAAAUCAGGUUCACUUCAGGAUAAAGGAAAAAAGGAUGAACAAAAACCAAACGAGGUCGAUGCCAUAGAGUUGAAAAAGCGCCAAGAGUACCUCAGGGCUCAACGUGAUAAACUAGUAGCCUUGAAAAAAGAGGCUCGUAGGAAGCAGCUCAACAACGCAGAUCAACAAAGCUCAACCGCCUCUGAUGAAAGUUCAAGAAAGAGACCAAAAUCUGCUAAAGCUGCUGAGCGAGUGUUGGACGGAAAAAAGCCUAGUUUUGAAACGAAGGAGCUGAACAUCAGGAAGAGUCUUGCUGAGAAGCUUAGGGCUCAGGUUGUUUCAAAAGAUAAUAAACAGUAGGAUCAAUUAUUGAGAAUGGCAAUUUUUCGUAUAGACGUAAGACAAAAUGUAGCAAUAAAGGUUGAAUCAUAAGCACGUUACCAAAAUUUGAAUAAAAGAGUAUUGUGGGUUAAUGUUAAGGUAUGUAUAUGUGAGUUAGUUAAUUCUCGACCUUCCACUGUAACUGUUAAGCCCAAAAGUAUGAUGUGGAAAUCCGAAUAGAGUUUCUAGUUAUUGUGGUCACUUAUGGUUGCUUUAAUAUAGAAAUAGAGCUAGGAAUUACAGAUUGUAUACAUAUUACAUUAUGAAUUACAUAUUUUUAUGUAAUUUAUGAAUGUGAAAUCAUGCAUAUGUAUCAGAA
This is a messenger RNA of Acanthoscelides obtectus, 1628 nucleotides long. NCBI's taxonomy places the organism in Eukaryota, Metazoa, Arthropoda, Insecta, Coleoptera, Chrysomelidae. The record is from the annotation of a GenBank genome assembly.